AUGUCACGCUCUCGAGUCUUCAAUAGCCCGACGGUCGUUCCUGUGCAGGCAGACCACCCCGCAGUUGUUAUUCAGAACCGCUCGGUGGAUGAAGCGCGACCUCUAAGAGUUGUUGUGAUUGGAGCUGGAAUUAACGGCAUCUUGUCCUGUAUUCGAUUUGUCCAGCGAGUUCCUAACAUUGACCUGUGUAUUUACGAUAAGAACGCCGAUAUUGGGGGCACUUGGUUUGAGAAUAAAUACCCUGGCUGUGCAUGUGAUAUCCCCUCCCACACCUACCAAGCAAGCUUCGAGCCCAACAAAGAGUGGUCCGCAUUUUACGCACCUGCUCCAGAGAUUCAUCAGUAUUGGAAGCAUGUCGUGCAUAAAUAUGGCUGUCGGAGGUACAUGAAAUUGAAACAACGGGUACUGGGAGCAAGCUGGGAUGAGAAUGAUGCUAAGUGGCGGUUGGAGGUCGAAGAUGUUGAGAGCAGCUCAAAGUACCAAGAUCAAUGCGAUGUUUUGGUGCAGGCAACCGGCUGCUUGAACAACUGGAAAUGGCCGAGCAUCCCGGGCCUUCAUGACUUUAAGGGCAAAAUAAUGCAUAGCGCCGAUUGGGAUACAGAGUAUGAUUAUACGGGCCAAAACAUUGCCGUCAUUGGAAAUGGUUCGAGUGGCAUCCAGGUCGUGCCCGGAACCUUGCCAAAGGUAGCACAUAUCGAUCACUACAUACGCAGUCGCACUUGGAUAUGUCCGCCAUUUGCUGAAGAUGUACUUAAUAAGCAUGGCAUUGGCGCUGAUAACUACUCGUUUUCCCCCGAGGAGCUUGAGACUUUCAAGAAUGAUCCUGCAGCCUUUAUCAAAUUCCGCAAAGAGGUUGAACUCCAAAUGCAGUCCGCCCACGAAGCCACGCUUAACGGCACACCCAUGCAACUGGGUGCAAUCCCAUUCUUCACCGAGAAUAUGAAGCGACGCCUAAAAAACAAGCCCGAGCUAUUAGAUGAACUCUUACCAUCUUUUCCACCAACCUGCCGUCGUCUAACCCCCGGCCCUGGCUACCUCGAGGCAUUAACAGACCCAAAGGUGGACGUCAUCAAAUCCGAAAUUGUCAAGGUCGACGAGACCGGUAUUCUCACCGCAGAUGGCCAGCACCGACCCGUCGACAUGAUUGUCUGUGCAACGGGGUUUGAUACCAGCUACACACCCCGAUUUCCUAUCACGGGAAUCAAUGGAUUGUCCCUUGCCGAACGGUGGAAGGAAUCACCCGAAACGUACCUCUCGAUCGCGACCGACGGGUUCCCGAACUAUUUCAUUUGUUUCGGGCCCAACUCAGGACUGGGUGAAGGAAACCUUCUUAUGCUGUUUGAGAGGGAGAUCGAAUAUUUCGCUGAGUGCUUACGCAAGAUUCAGCGAGACAACAUCCGGACUAUGAGUGUGAAACCUAAAUCUGUUAAGCGUUUUACUCGGUAUUGUGAUGAGUAUUUCAAGAACACUGUCUAUAGUAGUGAAUGCCGCAGUUGGUAUAAGGGAGGAAAGGAAGAUGGACGUGUGACGGGUGUUUGGCCGGGCUCAUCAAUUCACUCCAUGAAGGUAUUUUCCAAUCCUCGUUGGGAGGACUUUGAGUACGAAUAUCUUAAUGAUAACCCGAUGGGCUGGAUUGGUGAUGGGUGGACUGAAAAUGAAAAGUACAAGAGGAUCAAUGUUGAUUAUUUGGAUGAUGACCAGAUCGACUUUCCCCGUCCGGUCGUACAGAAUGGAACGGAGUAA
Messenger RNA from Penicillium longicatenatum, 1743 nucleotides. RefSeq names its product flavin-containing monooxygenase. Gene Ontology annotation, molecular function: NADP binding; flavin adenine dinucleotide binding; N,N-dimethylaniline monooxygenase activity. The transcript is spliced from 7 exons. NCBI's taxonomy places the organism in Eukaryota, Fungi, Ascomycota, Eurotiomycetes, Eurotiales, Aspergillaceae. Bases 1 to 1743 code for a protein of 580 amino acids. The record is from RefSeq and is a predicted model, not a curated record.